AUGGCCCAACCGAGAGGAGUCAACAGCCUGCAGUUCAACCAGGACCAGAGUUGUUUCUGUUGUGCGAUGGAGACAGGUGUUCGGAUAUACAAUGUGGAGCCUCUUAUGGAGAAGGGACACCUUGACCAUGAGCAGGUGGGAAGUGUGGCCCAGUGUUCCAUGCUGCAUCGCUCCAACCUGCUGGCUGUAGUAGGAGGUGGAAUCAACCCCAAGUUCUCGGAGAUCUCUGUGUUGGUCUGGGAUGAUGCUCGGGAGGGAAGGGACCCCAAGGACAAGUUGGUGCUGGAGUUUACCUUCACCAAGCCUGUUCUGGCAGUACGCAUGAGACACGACAAGAUCAUCAUUGUGUUAAAGAACAGAAUCUAUGUCUACAGUUUCCCUGACAACCCUGUGAAACUGUUUGAGUUUGACACCAGAGACAACCCUAAAGGACUGUGUGACCUAUGUCCCAGUCUGGAGAAACAGCUGCUGGUCUUCCCUGGACAUAAGUGUGGAAGUCUGCAGCUUGUGGACCUGUCCAACACUAAGCCUGGCACUUCGUCUGCGCCCUUCACCAUCAACGCCCACCAGAGUGAGAUCGCCUGCCUGACGCUCAACCAGCCUGGCAGCGUGGCAGCAUCGGCCUCCCGUAAGGGCACCCUGAUCAGACUGUUUGAUACCACCACCAGAGACAAACUAGUGGAGCUACGCAGAGGAACAGACCCUGCUACACUCUACUGGUACUGGGAGGGAGGAACAGACCCUGCUACACUCUACUGGUACUGGGAGGGAGGGAAGGAGGAACAGACCCUGCUACACUCUACUGGUACUGGGAGGGAGGGAGGGAGGAACAGACCCUGCUACACUCUACUGGUACUGAAGGUGGAGGUAGGGGACGAUUAUGGCCAAGGAGAUACGUGUGAAUGGACGUCGGAGGUUUUGGCUGAGGAGAUCGCCAGGGCGUCGGAGCGCAGAGGCCGCUUGAGGGAGGACGCUAGAGUGAUGGCGGCUGAAGCGGGCAUGAGCGCCUCGUCGACUGUGUUUCGCGCGGAUUCUGGUGGGCGGGCCGAAGUGGUGACGUCGACGCGGCGGGACGAGGAAUCUGGGGCUCAGGAUUUAAUUCGCUGCCUGGGCACAGCCUGGACCACCACGGCCCCCCUCCGCUGGGCCAUGCUCUCUGGAUCUGAGCUCUGUCCCUUUGGCUGUUGUGGCCUGCACGCAGCCGGCGUCUCAGCAGCCCUCUUCUCAGUGGACCGUACCAGUUGA
Molecule: messenger RNA, 1245 nt
Organism: Salvelinus namaycush (lake trout)
Lineage: Eukaryota; Metazoa; Chordata; Actinopteri; Salmoniformes; Salmonidae
Product: WD repeat domain phosphoinositide-interacting protein 4-like
Exons: 10
Coding region: 1-1245 (414 amino acids)
Biological process (GO): protein localization to phagophore assembly site; protein lipidation; autophagy of mitochondrion
Cellular component (GO): cytosol; extrinsic component of membrane; phagophore assembly site membrane
Molecular function (GO): phosphatidylinositol-3,5-bisphosphate binding; protein binding; phosphatidylinositol-3-phosphate binding
Source: RefSeq, a predicted model, not a curated record